This is a messenger RNA of Cutaneotrichosporon oleaginosum, 1587 nucleotides long. RefSeq lists its product as uncharacterized. Gene Ontology annotation, cellular component: nucleus. Gene Ontology annotation, molecular function: protein serine/threonine kinase activity; ATP binding. The record is from RefSeq and is a predicted model, not a curated record. Gene Ontology annotation, biological process: protein phosphorylation. NCBI's taxonomy places the organism in Eukaryota, Fungi, Basidiomycota, Tremellomycetes, Trichosporonales, Trichosporonaceae.
AUGUUUGCCAAGGUGUCCGACAAGUUCCACCAUCGCCGGCAGGCAUCCAACAAGGGUGGUCCCCCUUCGCCCUCGGCCCAGACAUCCAGUCUGGGACGUCAGACAUCCAACCCCCCCAUCCAGUCCCCGCCUCAGCAGAUGCAGUCUCCACCUCCUCCAAGUGCUCCGGUGCAGCCGCCAAAGCCAGUUGCAGACACCUCGGUUCCCAUGGACGUUGAAGGGCCGCAAUCGGCGCCCAUGUCGUCAGCCACCGGAACGCCCUUGUCAACCACUUCGGCCACCCCUCAAUCUGGCAUGGGCGGAGCUGCGCCCCCGCAGACUCAAGAGCAGAUCCAGACCAACCGCAACAACAGCAUAGAAAUGGCCGACGUCUCAAACCUCUCCAUUCAACCCGACGGGCGCCAGGGCAGCGCCGAUGAGGAUCGCAUGCGUGAGAAGGCCCGCGAGGCCCACGAACAGGCUGCCCAUGCUCAAGCGAACCUUCAUAAUGCAACUCAACAGGCUCGAGUCGCUGCUAUCAACGCUGCUGCAUCCCAGGCGGCACUGGACGCUUCCAGCCAGACUCCGGGCUCCAGAACUCCGACCAACAACAAAGGAACGCCCCAGACCAUAAAGAAGACUGCAGGUCGCUACGCUCUAGCGGACUUUGCCAUUGAGCGAACCCUGGGCACUGGAUCUUUCGGCCGUGUUCAUCUCGUCCGCUCCAAGCACAAUGGCCGCUUCUACGCGAUCAAGGUCCUGAACAAAGAGAAGGUCGUCAAGAUGAAGCAGGUGGAGCACACGAACUCUGAGCGUGAGAUGCUUGUCCGCGUCCGACACCCAUUCCUUGUCAACCUCUGGGGUACUUUCCAGGACGUCAACAAUCUUUACAUGGUCAUGGACUUUGUUGCCGGCGGAGAGCUGUUCAGUCUGCUCAGGAAGAGCCAGCGCUUCCCUAACUCGGUUGCCAAGUUCUACGCAGCCGAGGUCGCCUUAGCUCUUGACUAUCUCCACUCCUUGGAUAUCAUUUACCGUGACCUCAAGCCUGAGAACAUCCUUCUCGGUGCUGAUGGUCACGUCAAGGUGACUGACUUCGGCUUCGCUAAGCACGUUCCCGACAUCACCUGGACCCUCUGUGGCACGCCGGACUACCUAGCUCCAGAAGUCGUUCAGUCCAAGGGCUACAACAAGAGUGUUGAUUGGUACGCUCUGGGCGUUCUGAUCUUUGAAAUGCUGGCUGGUUACCCUCCGUUCUUCACAGAGGAUGGCAACCCAAUGAAGCUGUACGAAAAGAUCAUCGCCGGGAAGGUCCGUUACCCGACAUACUUUGACCCGCUGGCCAAGGAGCUUCUCAAGAACCUUCUCAUCGGUGACCUUACGAAGCGCUACGGAAACCUCCACGCCGGAUCCGGCGACAUCUUCGGCCACGGCUGGUUUGCUGAAGUCGACUGGGACAAGCUGUACCGCCGCGAAAUUCCCGCUCCUUACGUGCCCAAGAUUGACGGAGAGGGCGAUGCCAGCCAGUUCGACCGCUACGCGGAGGCGGAUGUCAGCUCGUACGGUAAGACGGGAACCAGCCAGUACGACCACUUGUUCGUGGAUUUCUAG